AUGGACUCGGACGACGCCUCCUUGGCAACACCGACUCUGAAGCGCAAGAGGUCAGAUGACAUCGAAGCCCCCAAACAAGAUCAAAACCGGCGGAAGAAGUCCCGAGAAACGCUAGCGAAGGCAUUUUCGCUCUCAGACUCAGGUCAAGCGCAGCAGUUCUCCACAACUCUCGAGAAUAGCGUGUACGAGUUCUGCAAGUCCAAGUACGGGGAUGGAAGUUUUGAUAAGAUCAAGGCUCAUUACAUAGAAAGGAUCAAAACCCUCAAAUUUAACUUGGAGAGGAACACAGAGUUGCGGGAGAACGUGCUAUCGGGGCAAAUACCUCUCGAUGACCUCGCAAGCAUGAACUCUGCAGAUCUUGCUUCCACGGAUGUCAAGCAGAAGCGAGUUACAGCGGCCGAAGAGAGCUUGAAGGACAGAGUGAACAAUGAGGAGGUCCAGAGGCUGAAGAAUUCUGCUGAGGGUCAAACUAUGAGGAAGACAGACCAGGGUUUGGUUACCGUGUCGCACGAAGCAGAGGCGGAGCAAGCUAAGAAAGAGCAGGAGGAGUACGAGAGGAAAAGGCUAGAGGAAGAGAAGAAGAAGGAGGAGGAGAGGAACAAGGCUGCAUCUAUCGUAGCAGCAGGGCUGAACAUGGCGGAGGAGGAUCAGAAGUCUUACCUCAACUCGGAGUGGAAGCCAACGUUGUCCAACAUUGAGGACGACGAAGACAAGAUCAAGCACAGUGUCGAGCUCUCUCCGAUGCUGGAGGCCCACGUGGCGGAGCCUGUCACUCCUGACUUCGACGUGCACGCCAGUGACCCUCACAGGGAGCUAGAGAUCUUCGACUUUGAGAAGGUGCCGCUGCGGCGGGUUUGGUCUGGAACGAUCCGGGACACCAAUCUGCACUUGAACAUUGACAUAUCACAUUAUGGGGGCGUGGAGGUGCAUGACUUGUUCCCGAAAGAGUUGAUAGUCCGAGGGCACCUAGACCCGAUCGAAGCUGAGAAGUACGUGCAGGACAAGCUUCACGAUAAGAGCAAGUCUGUUGGGUUCUACAAGAUCCUGAUUGGUCCAGAUCAUGCCGGAAAAGAGUCAGUUUUGGAAAAGAAGUCAUCUCUGGAUAGGCAGACGAAGGCUCAUGUUCUUUGUGAAAUCAAGGACAAGAUCAUCAUCUAUGGCUUCUCUCAGGCAAACCACUUGUUCGACGCGAUGAACUCCGAUGGCGACGAAUCGAUCUUGAUGUUUGCAGUUGCAAUUGCAACAAGACGGAAAAAUCACUCGAAGAAGGUGGAGCCGAUUCCGAGGCCGCCGCCUAGUCUUGACCGCAAGCUGACGAGUCCGAGGAGGGGAAACGUGUUCCAGCUCUCUUCGACCACGUUUGGAAAGAUACAGACUUCCAGCUGCAGCAUGCGCUUGAAUCACGUCACAGGUGAGAAGAGUGUGGAGGUCAUUCCCAAGGAGCUCGUGGUGUUGGAGAAGGCUGAACUUGACAGUGUGAUCGAGUACCUGCUUCAGAACACGGUGACGGUGGUUGAGUUCGAGCCCGAAGGGGAGGCUGACACGGAGGCUUACUUGGACUUCUGUAAAGUUCUCCAAGAGAAGGGAAGAGCUGCAGUCGUCCUCGAUACCCCAUCUGUCUUGAUGUACCUCAUCCCUCCUGUCUCUGACGCGGGCAAGCUUCUUGAUCCGCCAUCCAGGAAGUGCGAAUUCAUGCUCGGCGUGCUGCUCUUCAGCCCUGACAGUGUAGAGCAUGUCAACGAAGACGCCGGCCUUCCGAGCUCAGAGCAUGCUGGUGGCCAGAGCGAGGGCUCUGCUAUGGACGUUUCGAUCAAGAACGAGGGCGCGGCAGUAGCAACAAUGCAAGGAGUCAACGCGCCGCAGGUGGCGUUGGGCUCUCGCUCGGGUGACAUGUACAACAUGGGGUACGUGGAGGAUGAGGGAGCAAGGAGGAGGUUGCCGCAGGGGAGCGACUUCGAGCCCGCUGCGUAUCCUCCUCCCAUGCCUCACCGUCCUCCUCAGCACUCUGAGCCCUUUAGCGAGAGCCGCUGGGACGGCAUGGGAAGGAGCGAGUGGGGGCCUGCUGGGGCUGCUCCGCCUCUGUACGGGCAGGAAUUGGAGCCGCGAGAGCCCUUCCGUGCUCCCCGCAUGAUGGAAGAUCCUCUCCCCUCCUACGAGGAGCACGUGAGAAUCAGACCGUCCUCCGACCCUCCCGCCCCGUACUACCGCGAGGGAGCAUGGGGAGCGAGUCAGCCCCCUUAUGACCAGCGGGAGCUCGCCAAUCCAGGUCGGUACCCUGGUUUUCAGCCGCCUCCUGUCAUGCCGCAUGCUGCUGUCCCCCGGUGGAACUCGAUGCCCGGGCAACCGUCAUGGGACCAAUACGGAGGAAGGGGAAGAGGAUACCGAGGGCCCAUGCGCCCCUACCCCCCGCAGUAG
Guillardia theta CCMP2712 is the source of this 2415-nucleotide messenger RNA. RefSeq lists its product as hypothetical. Lineage: Eukaryota; Cryptophyceae; Pyrenomonadales; Geminigeraceae. Gene Ontology annotation, cellular component: nucleus. The record is from RefSeq and is a predicted model, not a curated record. Bases 1 to 2415 code for a protein of 804 amino acids. Gene Ontology annotation, biological process: DNA-templated transcription. The transcript has 3 exons.